AUGUUUUCAUCAAAUAAUCAAAAUGAUCAUAAUAAAUUAGAUAGAAACUCUGCAUUACUAAAUAAAUGUCCACAUGAAGCUAAUAGUUCAUUAUCUAUAUCUGAUGUUUUAUUUCCAUGUAUAGAUGAAAAAUCUGAUAUAUUAUUAAAGUUAGAUGAUUUAUGCGUAAAACAAACGAAAUUAGAAGAUAGCGUAAAUCAUGUUCAAAAAAAUUUGAUUACUCGUAAUUUAGUUGAUAAUUAUAAAAAACAAAUUGAUCAAUAUCAAAUACUUUUAACAUGCAUGGACAAUUUACAAGAAUUCAAAGAUAAAUGGGCAUUUUUUCGUAUAUUUAUUGAGCGUUUUUGUUUAGAUUUAUAUAAUUGGAAGCCAAUUGCUCACUCUAUUUAUCAUAUUAACUAUUUAAUUAAUAAUCUUGACAAUUGUCAAAUGAAAGAAUUUAUACGAAGUUAUUUUGUAAAUGUUUUGAAUAGUUUUAUAUUGUUUGUUAAAUAUUUAAUUACUAUACAAAUAAAGUCGCAAAAACAACAGUCAAGCGAUCAGAUCACGGGGAAGAACGAUUCGUCGAGAAAAAAUAACAUAUUUGUUUCUAAUGUUUCACAAAUAAAUUUCGACAAUCAAAUUGAACAACACGUUCAAAAUCUUAAAAAUGAUAUUAAUAGUUUAAAAGAGUUAAUCUUAACAGCUAAACAACGUUUUAGUAUAUGUCAAGCAGAUACGAACGCUAUUCAAACACUUGUCGACGGCAUCGAUAAUAUCAAUCUGAAUAAUAUAAAUUUUGAUAAGCAAGAUCAACAUAAUAUUCGUUUAUUUAAAUUAAAACAAGAUCUAUCACAAAAAUCAAAUAAAACUGAUUUAAUACAAUUGAAAGCUUCAAUUGAUAAUCAAUUAAAACAAAUCAUUGAACUUAACAAACAAAAUGCUAUGGAAUUAGAACGAAUUAAACUAAUGAACACUGCUACAUGUGAAAGUCGUCGUAUACAAACAAUCCUUUCUAGUAAUCUAUCAUCUCAAAUUAGAAAACCCAAACGUAUGCAUUCGUAUCAAAGUUCUCGGCCCUAUAUUACUUUGGAAUUAGAUGAUAUUCGUAAAUAUCAACGGCAAGCAUUAUUAAAAUCACCCUAUGGAACUAUUCCACUAUAUAGACGACAAGCAUGGGCAGCAGCUAAUCUAUUGCAGGAUCAUCAGUCAUUAGAUUUAUUACGUUAUACACAAAAUUCACUUCGAAUGCAAAUACAUCAUUUAUUAGGUUACGAUCCAUCGGAUAUUUGCAAGAGUAAUAAGAAAAAGAAAAUCAAUAAAAAGUCAAAUAUAAAAAUAUUUAAUACUCGUCAAGAUAUACUAAUUGCUGGCAAUAAUAAUCAAUUCUAUCGAGGUCACAUUGAUACUUGUCAAAUAGUGCCAUUAAAAAGUUCCCAAGUAAAAAAAUCUCAAAUUCAAACAAACAUAGAUGAAAAUAAUGAAAUAAUAAAUGUUAACAUCGAUCAACUUAAUCAAACGAAUAAGACAAUAGUGGAUGAACAUUUAUUUGAAUAUUUAGAUUGGCAAACACAAUUUAAUGAACAAGAUUUACCAGAUGAACUUUGCGAAGAACUAUUUCAACAUUGGAAAUCGAUUAUCUUUGAAGAUCAACCACAUAUGUGUAAUUCGAAAUCAACUUCAACUCUAUGCCAAGAGAAAUAUGAUUUAGAACAAAAUUCAAUUGAUGCCCACGUCGAUACAGCAUCAUCAUCGUCAUCAUUAUUAAAAGAUAUUUAUGAUGAUCAUUGUCUGUGUAGUGAUUGUUCAUGUGAUUGUGAAAAAUAUCCAAGUGAUGAAUCUAUGUGUGCAUGUUCACAAUGUGCAUGUAAAUGUUUAAAAGAUGUUCAAAAUGAAAAUCAAGAUACGAUUGAGGAUACAACUGAAGUUUGUGAACACAAUAUAUUAGUUUUACACCAAGAAACUAAUUUACAAGAUCAUUUGAUUAAUGAAACAAAUGCUAAUGAAGAAAUUCAAUUGACAACAACUAAUCAAAUUCCAAUCCUGAAAGAAAUUCAACAAAACGAAGAAGACAAAAUACUAAUAUCUGAUUGUUUUAUGAAUCGUGCAGAUCGUUGGACACACCAGUUUGAUAUUUUUCAGGAUAUGUGCAAGCCAUCUUCAUUGCACGAACAAAAAGAUUUUUCGACAUUGCAUAAUAUUUCUCAGUUUGAAAGUGUUGUUUCAAUGGCUUCUCGAUUUACUUCUAUUUCUAGUCGACUUGAACUAGAUGAUCCGACUCGUUUCCGGCUGCAACUUCUCAAUCAUCAUCGAUGA
Rotaria socialis is the source of this 2295-nucleotide messenger RNA. The record is from the annotation of a GenBank genome assembly. Lineage: Eukaryota; Metazoa; Rotifera; Eurotatoria; Philodinida; Philodinidae.